This is a messenger RNA of Aspergillus mulundensis, 3450 nucleotides long. Its product is annotated as ankyrin repeat domain-containing protein. Bases 1 to 3450 code for a protein of 1149 amino acids. Gene Ontology annotation, cellular component: pi-body. Gene Ontology annotation, biological process: piRNA processing. The record is from RefSeq and is a predicted model, not a curated record. Gene Ontology annotation, molecular function: protein binding. The transcript has 3 exons. NCBI's taxonomy places the organism in Eukaryota, Fungi, Ascomycota, Eurotiomycetes, Eurotiales, Aspergillaceae.
AUGCCGUCGAUGCUCUGGCAGUAUCUACUCCUCACAACGCUCUUUUGGACAGCAAGCGUUAGAGCACAAGGCUGGGAGGACUUUGCCGAUAACUUUGCAACGGACUUGGCGCCUUUAGUCGCUCUUUUCGGUGAGCGGCUAACGAAGCAAUUUCUAGCCGAGUCUACGAGCCGUCUCGACAACCUGAUCUUUGCCUUAUGCCCGCUGGGCAUUUUAACGGCUGUGGUCUCCGUCAUUCGCAUUUGCGGAAACUCGUCUCUCCGAGCUUUUGUGGGCAGGGCCAAUGAAGCGCCUGGAGAGGCAGAAAAUGAGCUGCUUUCCUGCGUAUCUGAGGGCACAGCUGAGCUGUUCAACGAUGGUGGCAUUUCCAGAGUUUUUGGCAGGCCCAGAAUUUUGGAAGUAGUUGUAUGGGAAGAGCAGGGCUCGUACGAGCUCGGGACUCUCCGUGAUGCCCUUGAAGUAGGGGCUUGGUCUACGCAGGGAGAAGUGGUUCAGACUGAAAAGGGACUCCUAUCUCUUCCUGAGCUUGAUAUUCCCAACUUGUCUUUGAAUAAGGGCAUCGAGCGGAGAGGGCCCGGGUGGUUCUACGCUGCUGCCCUAUUGGGGGUUAUCCUACAAGGAGGCACCCUUGUAUAUGCCGGACUCACAGUCUUCUGGUACUCUGGUAUUUUUGGAAAUGACGAUGGUUCGUCUGAGAGCUAUGCGUUACCGUUUUAUCUUUAUGGGUCGAUCUCACUCAGUGUAGGCAUGUUUCUAUGUGCCUUUCUGAUAGAACGCUCCUCAAGCGAGAGUUACCUUCAGUCAGAGAAACCAAGUAAGCUUUACUGGUUGCAGCCUGGCCGACAGAAGAUCGGCGAGCAAGACUUCGGGGCUUUCCUUGCUGUUGAUGAAAGCCCGGGCUCUUCGACCUCAAAGAAACCAAAAUAUAUAAAAUCAGUCCGCGGUCCUCCACCCAGGGGCAAGCGAGCCCUACUUGUCUUUACUAUAUGUGUCACAAUGGUUGGAUUUGUGCUGCAAUUUGUUGGCCUUCGCGGCCUACAUCCAUCCGUCAUAAUCGCAGACGUUGGAUCAACGCUUCUCAUGGCCGUGGUACGCACAUGCUUGAGGACUAAACGAAUCGGCUCAGAUGGAAACCAGUUUCGCAAAGACGAUCGGGAACUGUUCUCCCACAAUCAGCAGGAACUGGAUUGCUUUGCCUAUCAUCUAGAAAAAGUCAAAUCGUUCCAUUUGAUGUCAAGCCCCGUACAUCAAUCAGUGCGGUCACGAUCUGGGUCAUGUACUACCAGUCAAUCGUCGCAAAUCUCGAAUCGACCGUCCGGACUUGGGGCGAAGCUGAUACGCACUAGGGCUAAGUUGGCAGAGCUCACUUCCUGCGACCGCCAUCCUAGUAUGAAUUGGGAUGAUCUCCCAAUACGAAAAGUUGCCCAAGAUCUAGCAAGGACUAUUGAGAUGACAAUGGAGGUGGUCUCCGGAUGGAAAGAGGUGCCUAGUAGCACCUCCAGUUUUGAACUUACCUUCGCCUGCCACCCGGAUGACGACAAAUCUCGGGGUUCUUUGGAAACGUACCCUAUUAUGCUUGAACGAUCAAACGACACAUUCCAAUGGAAAGUUGAUUCAUACGAGCUAGAAGCAAUUCUAGGGCUAUGGACCUUCUCUUUGUUGAAGUCGGAUCCAGGCUGGUUGCAGCAUGGCCUUGGGCGGGCAGUGGGAUUGACGAAGGAAGAGGCCAAGUCUCCAUCUACGGAUUUAUACUUCCACAAAUGGAUCUUUCGUCAAAGGGAAGCGAUAAUGGUGUCGCACAAGAUGAUAUCAUUUCCGGAGCAAAACUUUGGUUACUUUACUGGCAACGAUCUGGACAACAAGGAAAUCCUUGUCGUGAAAACCGACAACAACUUGGGAGUAAUGGCAGCACAAGACGUCUAUAUUCAAUUCAUUAUGUGCAUUCUCAGGGGGGUCAAGUGUCUUGGGGGCAAUGUGGAUAUCUUUCCAGUCUCCCAGAAUAGUUUCAUAGCCCAGAGUACCAGCCUGGAUGAGCUCGUGGCUUGCUUUGAAUCUGGGAAUCUGGGCUCGAGAGAGGAUGCCUUACUGUGCAUAGUGCCGGCACUGAAUCACUUGGACAUCCUCCCCGAGCUUGCUGGCGACACGAGUACAGUUCGAGAGCGUGUUCAGAAACUUACCUCUGACGGCAACUGGGACGGCGCCUUCUCUAUCCUCCAAUGGCUCAGUAGACGCUCUGAAGGAAACGAAUAUGAGCGCUCUGUGUACGAGCUUGGGCUUCUCUGUCAGCGAGCAAUGCUUACCAGUACCGCAGGCGUCCGAGACACAGGCUUUGAGAUAGCGAAGUUCCUCCUUCAGUGUGAUAUCAGGGCGAACUUCUUCGAAGGUCUCAGAAACCUUCGGCCAUCCAGUUGGAUGAAUUCUCAUGAGCCUAGGGAAUGGUGGACCAAAUUCUCAAGCCAGCUAGGUUGGGCGACAUGGCAUAUUGCCAAUCGACUCAAUCGACAGGUGAUCAUGGAUCACAUUGAAUCGAUUGGACUCCUAAAUAACCCAAUCCUCGAAACAAAGACGACAUGUCUUAACUCUACGAGACCAGACGUCGCCCAACUUAUGGUACUAGCAUCUCUCGACCCUGAGUUCGUUGUUGAGCUUCAAGGCGAUUAUCAGAAUGGAGAUGACUUGUACAUGGCGGAAUCUCUUUAUUGGGUCAACUCGAAUGAGCAAGCAGCCCUUCGCUACUGGCUUCUGGCCCGAUGGGCUGAGUACGGAAAGCAGUUUCCACACCAAGCCAUGAAAGCAUUUGUCCGCGCGGCGCAGAGCUCGAAGUUAGCGGUCGCAACGCUAUGUCGCCAAGGCGCAGAUAUCAACGCGGUUGGGAACGAACGAUGCACCGCUCUGAUGGAGCUGGUCUCAACCGCGGAUAAAGAAGGAACAAGGACGUUACUUGAGCACGGCGCAGACGUAAAUGCAUGCUCCACUACCAACAAAUUGUCUUCGUUGGGCUUUGCUGCCAUUCAAGGUCACGCGGAUAUUUUAUAUCUACUUCUUGAUCAUGGAGCAGACCUUGAGCUUCGUAACCUGUUUGGCCAUACAGCUUUACAAUCAGCAUGCACAGAAAACCACUUAGCCUGUGCCACGCUUCUCCUCGAAAGAGGAGCGAACAUUGAAUCCAUCGCGACGGACGGUCGCACUCCUCUCCUUUUGGCUACGGUGGGAGGCUACCUGGACAUAGUCAAACUCCUUAUAGAAAGAGGAGCCAACAUUAACGCCACGGAUUCUCAAGGUAGCACCGCACUGAUGCUAGCGGUGACCAUACAGUCCGAGGAACUCGUCUCUUUUCUACUCAGUAUGCGGGCAGACAAAAACAAGGGUGACGAUGUAGGCAGGACAGCGCUUGCUAUGGCAUAUGAACGAGGGUAUACAUCGAUUUCAGCUAUCUUGGAGGCUGCAUAG